UGUUAUUUAUUUUUAGUCUCUGAGUAGAAUUCGUAUCGUUCGGUACCGGCCGACCUGCAAAGCCUAGUAUGGUGGCAGUGUAGAAGCGCAUUACACCGUUAAAAGUAGUGACCCAUUGUACGCUGACAAGUGGAGAAAUUAACCCUAGAGCCCUAAUUGAAACGUUUUCUGGUUGCGUGCGGCGCCCUCGUGCUCGAGCAAGAAUCAAAACGUGUGUGCGGCGGUCGCUUAUUUAUUCAGCAGUGUGUGGUGUCGCCGUCGUGCGAAAAAAUAGUUUACGGCCAUUUUGUUCUGACAGCAACAAAUACUGUUGACCGGAAGGAGAGAAGUGAAAAAUUAAUCAAUCAACUAGCUAAAUAGAAAGCAACACUCCUGGACACAAUCGCCUUGAUCGAACGGGUAAAUUACAUUCGAAGCGUAUGUGUUAUUGAAAGACUCUCUUUCUCGCUCGUCGUACCAAAGUGUUCAAAGUUGUGGUGUGAGGAGGUGGAAAAAGUGUUCAAAAUCUGCUCACACAAAAAGUGAGCGCAUUGAUCGGCACUAAUACGGGUGAAAAAAAAGCUUGAUUGCAGCGCUAGUGUUGUUGCCAUCCGUGCCGAAUCGGAACCAACUAGUGCGGAACGGAUACGACAACCGGUUGGUGCGCUGUAGGUGUGUUCCCGAGUCUCUGGCCGGUUAUCUUCCUGCGAACGGGAGCAGAAAACUAACAACCGUAGCAAUAGUGGUUGUGGGCGGUUUUAUUUGCAGUUUGGAAAUCGAAAACAGAGCGACAAGCGCUGUAACUUUUUGGUAUGUUGAGGUCUACGGAUGGUAAAACGCUAAUCAAGUCGGCUUCCUAAUUUACCGUAAAGUAUUACAGUUAUGACAAGCCUUCAAAAGAGGACAUGGGCUGUUUAGGUAGUAAGGAUCGCCUCUCCAAAGAGGACAUGGACUUCCUCAAAUCACAUACUCGAUACGACGAGUCCACAAUCAAGGAGUGGUAUAAAGGGUUCAAGCAAGAUUGUCCCAACGGCAAACUAACCCCAGCUAAGUUUGUAGAUAUGUACAAAAUGUUCUUCCCGUCUGGAAAUGCAGAAGAGUUCUGCGAUCACGUCUUUCGGACGUUCGAUAUGGAUAAAAACGGCUAUAUCGAUUUUAAGGAAUUUCUGUUAGCCAUCGACGUGACAUCUAGCGGCACACCGGAGGAGAAGCUAAAGUGGGCGUUUAGAAUGUACGAUGUGGACGGAAACGGUGUCAUAGACAUCCAAGAAAUGACCAAAAUAGUUCAGGCGAUAUACGACAUGUUGGGAGCGUGCUCAUCGAACAAACCGGCAGAUUCGGCGGAGGAGCGUGCGAAAAACAUUUUCGCCAAGAUGGACGAAAAUAACGAUGGCCAAUUGACGCAGGACGAGUUCCUCAAAGGCUGUCUGCAGGAUGAAGAACUGUCUAAAAUGCUGGCACCUUAAGCUUAAUUCAAAAACACAGAAUAAAUAAAAAGUAGCUACGCUAGAUAUUCUUAUCAUUUAAGCAUCGCAGAGUAGACAAAAAAAUCAACAGAACAGGCCACAAAACAGUUGUUUGUAGGGUAUUUCACUUACACAUAAAAUUAGCGAUGAAUGUUGCGAUAAACACAUCCGAAUUGAACAUUGUCAGUGACACAAAAAGUCAAGGCCCCCCAUAAAUUAGCGGAGAGAAGUAUGAAAUUCGAGUAAAAACAACCAUUAGGGAAUUUUCGCGAGUAAGUAAAUAAUCACAAAUUUCAUAAAAAAAAAAACAAACCAAAUGUAUAACCGCCGAAGCAGUAACUUGCUACCGGCGAACGAAUUGAAUUUUGCUAGUCUGAACCAGCAACAAGAAGCAGGAAAGACGAGUACUCAUAGUUAAGGGCGGAAGGCAUGAUAUUGAAAAAAAAAUAUAUAUAUAUAUAUAUAUAUAUAUAUUUAUUAAAGCGGUAACUUUUCACCACAACACCCGAGUAUUACACAAAAUCACAAAAAAGAACGCAGAUAAAUGAGUAAAUUGUUAAGGUUUUUUGUUUACCAGUGCAGGCCAUAUGAAUAAUGGCAAAACAUACUGACACAGAAAAAAAUAAAGGCAAAUUGUUAUUUUCCGAAGCGUAAAUUAAUACAAUUGCAAAACCUCACGCUAAAACAGGGCCGAAUUGCGAUGCGAAACCAAGAUAGAGACAAAAACAAUACGAUAAUCAUUCGAGUAGUUAUGCAAGUGCGCUAUGAUAGGACAGACAAGCUAACCAUUAUCAGAUCAUUUUUACAAACAUGAUAGAUGGGCAGUAUUUGGCCACAUAUAAAGAUACAAACAAAAAUUGUCGAUUGUUGAAUACGUAGCUGCAGCCCAUCGUUGCAUCCGGCAAGAUAAUGGACGUGUGAAUUCACCAAUCCUCGCAGUGCAAUUAUCAUUUUAUGAAGGUAUUUAAAAACCGAUUCGUUAGUUUUUGUCACAAUCAAAACCGGUCUUACGGCGGAAUUCAUUUUCUUUCUUGUUUUAGGACAAGCAUGCAGCUCCUACCGUGCAAGCAAAUGUCAUUUGGUUAAAAUUUCCCUAGUUCAUACAGUAGUGGUGAAUUUUCAAGUGCAUUAUUUUUCGGUGUUUUUUUCUACCACCCAAACGGGUAGGUGUUGACCCUAAUUAAGAUAGAUAGCGCUGGAGCACAGCUCCGGUUAAGUGGCCCAACAAGCUUUACAUUCGGUAUCAAUUAGUACCAAUCAUACCAAACCAAUAUUUGAUGAGUAAUUCAGAAACUUUAACUCUUUCAUUCGAAACAUUCGAGUUGCAUUUUCACUUUAGAAAACUAGAUUUUUUUUCUAACAUUAUUUGCCGGGUUUUCCAUUCGAACCCAUACGUGUAUUAGCAUAGGAACGAGGGCACAAGGUAUUGCCAAUAACGAUUUCAUUCCAUAUUCUUUACACGCAACCCACUCAUUCGCAAACCGAACAAUGGGAAACUUUAUUCAUAUAUUGCUCGGCGUAAAUGUAUGUGUACACCGUACGUAGAAGCUCGCAGGCGGGAGCUCAGCUAGUCUCUGCCACUUUUGGCGACCAUUUUUAUCGUUCGAUGAUGGCUUUGCUAAAUGCAGUGCGUUGCGAGGGUUAACGAGAAAAAAAAUUUAUCACUGCUUUUGGAAGCAUUCCGCAGAAAACUUUUGCUAUAAUCAACUCAAAUCACUGCAAACCCAUGUUUUCGCAGCUCACGGCUAUCGGGAUCCUAUCAAAGCAGAUUGAACUUUACAGUAAAAAAUAAAAUCCUAACCUUCAAGUUCAGCUCCAGUUGACAUUAGUUGUUAAAAGGCUUAGAACGAUUCACGAAUAAUAAAAAAACAUCAGCGUUGCGUUGGUUGGAUUAGUCGUCGUUGAUUGAUUUAUUCGAUUCCUUUAUUGUACGUCACUGCCGAGUAGAGCUUAGUUAACGCGAAAGUAAAAGCCCGCGGGCUCUCGAAAAAAUCAAUAGACGUCCGAAUAGCGUCCAACAGCGUUUUCAGACAAUCCGUCAAUGACGGACAACAACAUGGCAGCAAAUUGCUCGAUUAUUAUCGUCUCUUUUUGUUUUCGCUGGAUUUUUUUUUUGCUUUACUACGUUAUUGUCAAAACAAGUGGAAACAAGUUUGAUUCCAAUGCCAUAAAUCACCGAUAGAUUUAUUUUCUGGGCUGCCGAGCAGCAGAUUUAUUCCGACGCCAACAAAGAACGCAUCCGGGCCGGCAUGAUUUGGGUUUUUUCUUCUUCUUUGGAUCAGGCCGGAUGAUGACUGGGACUUUAAUAGUAAUUUUGGCAGGCUUAAGAUGAAUAUAGUGAAUUACCUAUUAUUUCAUAAGAUUACGUGUAUUGAAGUCUGCAUUCGUUACGAUGAAGAGCCGAUAGCAUUUUUUUGUGCGAAUCAAGAAAACAAACUUCUUGCUGGAAACGUACUCCCUACGAUUCAAGUAAUUGAACUGUAAAAGCAAAAUGAAGCUCUUGAAAAUAGCGAUGCGGCGGUUUUCUGGCUUUCCUCGAUCUACGUGACUCUACCGGUCUUAUAGCUUCGCCCCCCGAAGGCGCCCUGUCUAGAUUGAAACAAUCAAGGAAAUUUGGAUUACGCGAAACAAAAUUCUGAAAAUAGGUGAAUGCAAUCUUGCAAUCACAAAAAAUACCUUCAAUUGAGAAUGUUCGGUUCCGAAAUAGCGGGGAUUUAUUUUUAGAUAUCGAGGAUCAUUAUUUUUCCGAUACUGCCGAAACGCAAUUGUUAACAGAAACAGUAUCGCAAAGAAAAUGGGCGAAAAGCUCUGGCAUUUCUUUUAUCAGAUUCAUCCCCGUUAUCGUUUCUGCGUGAUGUUUUGAUUGGAAAGACAUUGAGGGCGAAACGGAACAGUAUUUUUCCGAUCAAUUUUAACCACAAUUUCCUUUGGGUGUUUGGAACGUAGUACACACGUUAACGAAGCACUAUUUCCGAGCCCCGAAAACGGAAACAAUAAAGGUUUUCACUCAAAAUUUUAUUCGUCUAUUAACUGCGUACGUGAACUUAAAAUGUCCCUCGACAACCCUUGUAACGUGCUUCACACAGCUGGAAUGUUGUAUGAACACUGCUAUUCACUGAUUUUCCCGCCUAGCGUACUCUCUGUCUGUAAACCGUGAAGCCUUUUAGCUACCAAUUGUAUAUUUUUAGAAGCAGUCAGAUGUAUUUUUGUAAAUAUUUUUAUAGCAUUGAACAUGAACCUAACUUCGUUUCCACCAGUCUACCCUAAGAAGUGUACAAUUUUCUAGUUUAGUGAAUCUUUCGUGUUCGGUUCAAUUUUUGGGCAAUUUUUCCUACUACCAAGACGAGAUCACUUUUCUAUCAAAACUCUCGAACUACUGAUACUAAGUUAAGCGAACAUAAAAAAAAUACAAAGUUUACGGCAAGUCUUAUACUUCAUAUAUUUAAAUAAAAAGGAAAAAUACCACAAAAACUACUAAAUGUGAAACACGAAUCCAUUUUUGCACAAAACUUUAACAUGUGUUAGCACAAGCAAAAAAGAAAGAAAACAGAAGAUAAGUAAAAUAUUUAAAGUAUUUAGCAAACUCAGAUCAAACAACUGUCAAAACUAACUAUAGAAUGCGAACAGAGUCAAGCUGAAAGCUGAUAUGAUAAAAGAGAACGAGCAUUAUUCAAAGCAGUCGUCAUCUAUAAAUCUCUCUUUUCAAGAAAGUGAAUGUUAAUAUAGCCUAUAUACUAUUAGAAUAGAUAAAAACUGAAAAGAGCAACACAUGCAAACCUAAGAAAAAGAAAACAAAAAACACUAGACACUUAGCACUCAGAACACUCGGAUUAUUCCUUUCUUUCGUUUUCAAUUAUUUCUCGAAGAACAAUCGCAAAACAAUGAUAACGAAUUUUUGAAAAUCCCGCGCUUUAUGACCAUAAUGAAAAAAAAGAGAGGAGAAAACACCAAAAAAAUUAACAAACCUUUGACAAAAACAUGCAAAACACAAGAAAUUCGAACAAAAAAAAAUCAAAUUAAUGUUACUACCAAGUCCUUUGAGAACGUGAAAACAAAUUCUGGCUGUUUAUGGCUUACGAGAAGUAACACGAAGAACAGAAAACAAAAAUACAUGUAGUCAAUACAAAGUGACAACAAAAAAUAUUCGCCAUCAA
Messenger RNA from Wyeomyia smithii (pitcher-plant mosquito), 5599 nucleotides. Its product is annotated as neuronal calcium sensor 2. The transcript has 7 exons. The coding region runs from base 885 to 1445 and encodes 186 amino acids. The record is from RefSeq and is a predicted model, not a curated record. Lineage: Eukaryota; Metazoa; Arthropoda; Insecta; Diptera; Culicidae. Gene Ontology annotation, molecular function: calcium ion binding.